AUGUUUGAAUUCCUCACUGCUUCUAUUUCCAACUUCAACCCCAUCUAUGUCUUUAUGAUCAUCACUUUCAGCAUCACUUUCAUCAUCGCCACCACCGUCACCACUCAAGCAAGACCAUCAGAGUGGACAUCGUAUCCGCCGUUUAUCGACACAGCGGAGGAGUUGAACCGAACGAACGCAUCAGACAUAGAACGUGUCCAGCUCGAGGGGAACAUCGACUGGUCCCUAUGCUAUGGAGACGGGGGCCAGGGGCUGGCCACCGCCGCCACCGACGACGCUCCCAUCCCCCUCCCACACGUGAGGAGUGCCUGCGAGCCUGUCAUUAUUGUACUGUACAAACGCGGUCCCAACGAGUGCACGCCCUCGUUGGUUGACAACGCGCUCGAAGACGUUGUCGUCGCGCUGAUGCGGGCCGCAGCUGCCGGCGAGGCGGACGAGGCAGAGCGGUUGGCCGAGUACUACAAGGCAGAUCAUGCCGGCGACGCCCCGCACGCCUCGUACGUCUCGCCGGCGGCUGCGGCGCCAGAUGUGCAGCCCGAGGCAAGAAGGCGACCUCGCAAGAACUGCGGGACGGAGCCGUCACGAGUCUCGGAUCGUUCCAACAAAAGCGUCGCGUACGAGUGGCCAGGCUUCGAAGGCGUUUUCCAGUCGCACAGUGCAACACCGACCCACGUCAGCGAGGUCCUUAUUCCGAAGACGUAUGUCGCUACCAAAGCCUCCCCCUAG
Aspergillus fijiensis CBS 313.89 is the source of this 726-nucleotide messenger RNA. RefSeq lists its product as uncharacterized. Lineage: Eukaryota; Fungi; Ascomycota; Eurotiomycetes; Eurotiales; Aspergillaceae. The record is from RefSeq and is a predicted model, not a curated record. The transcript has 5 exons. Bases 1 to 726 code for a protein of 241 amino acids.